Trametes versicolor FP-101664 SS1 is the source of this 755-nucleotide messenger RNA. RefSeq lists its product as uncharacterized. The transcript is spliced from 2 exons. Lineage: Eukaryota; Fungi; Basidiomycota; Agaricomycetes; Polyporales; Polyporaceae. The record is from RefSeq and is a predicted model, not a curated record. Bases 1 to 609 code for a protein of 202 amino acids.
AUGUCUGUCUCCACUGCAUCCACCUCCCGCCCGACCGUCUUCGGUCUCUUCACCCGCCCGGCCACACCUGAACUCGACCUCGAGGCUCAGUUACCCCAGCCAACACCGGCACACACACACUCAGCACGCACCAGUGCGUCUGUCGACGAAACGACAUCCGACCCCAUCGACGACUUCUUCGGAGCUUCGCGCCCUUCGAGCUCGCGUCGCACUCUGAGCUUGACCGGUACGCGCGACAGCCGUCACGACGACGCACACGCUGCGACCCCCAUCGAGGUCGAGGCUGUCGCACCACCUCCAUACGAGUGCUCCAUCGAGCCUCCCGCCUACACGACGGUGUCAGACCAGCCGACUCUCGCCAUGUACCUCUUCAAGUACGGCUUUCUCUUCCCCCUCUUCUGGGUAGCAGGAGCCUUCAUCUUGCUCUCGCCGCUCCAGGCGCCGUCGGACUGGGAGACGACAAAGCCGGAGUACGAGCGCCAGGAGAUCAUCGAGUCUAUGCGGCGUGCGGAGGUGAAGUGGGCUAAACGGUGUCUCAUUGCGCUCCUCGUCUCGACCCUCAUCGGCGCCGCCAUCGCGCUCACCGCCGUCCUCGUCAUGCGUACAUGACCGACUCGCGCACAUGCGCGCCCUCGACCACUCAUGCAAACACAAUGCGAGCGUCCCGCCAUCCAUUGUCCCCCCUCCCCUCUGGGCCCACUAAACCUGCCUCACCUAACAAUCGGCAUCCCUCUUCCUCGGACCCAUGAAAUCCC